This is a messenger RNA of Ostrea edulis (European flat oyster), 1232 nucleotides long. Its product is annotated as ankyrin-3-like. Gene Ontology annotation, molecular function: protein binding. Gene Ontology annotation, cellular component: nucleus; cytoplasm. Gene Ontology annotation, biological process: intracellular signal transduction. The record is from RefSeq and is a predicted model, not a curated record. The transcript has 7 exons. The coding region runs from base 104 to 1159 and encodes 351 amino acids. NCBI's taxonomy places the organism in Eukaryota, Metazoa, Mollusca, Bivalvia, Ostreida, Ostreidae.
UCGUCGUUUGGACGCUUCACGAGAUUGUAUUAUAUAAAACGCCAGAGUAACGCAGAUUGAGGAAGCCAUGCAAGAUCCUUAGACCAACCGUUUAUCACCGGUUAUGGCAAAAAUGAGAGAUCUCAGAGAGGAAAUAAGGGAAGUUCAGAGAGACAGGGAGUUUAAUCUCAGAUGCAAGAUAUCAUCAUCACAGUAUCAGAUACUGGAGUGUGUUCGGGCGAAAAAUGUGGACAGGCUAAAGUCGAUCAUUAACAGGGGAGAAAGUCCAAACUUCAGGACUGAUUCUGGAGACACACCACUGCAUAUCGUGGCUUCUAUGGGGUGCAGUAAAGCUUCCAUGGAGAUUUUGCGGACACUAGUGUACAUGGAUAUGCCUCUGGAUGUCUCUGACAGAUUUGGACAGACUCCUCUCCACAUUGCAUCAGAGAGAAGCUUAGAAAUGCUCACAGUAUUGUUAGAAGCAGGAGCAUCAGUGAAUCUUGAAGACAAUGCAGGAAGAACACCUUUGAUGCAUGCUUGUUCCAGUUCCUGUGAGGAGGUCCUCUCCAUCGUCCACUGUUUGUUAGACAGAGGUGCCAAUAUCUUUCUGCAGGACCAGGAUGGACAUACAGCUUUGCAUUGCCUGUGUUUAUCAAGACAGAACAUGGCAGCCAGAACAGAAAUAGCCUACAAAUUGCUGUACGCUGGUUUGUCAGCCACAGUCCCUGAUAAAUUAGGGAAGAUGGCACUAUGUCAUGAGUUAUCAUCAGCCCUGAAACCAAGAUUCAAGAACCCCAAAGCCCAAAAAACAACGUUACUUAUCAGGACUCUAGUCAAAGCAGGCUCAAACUUCAACCCCCGGAGCAACCAGCAUAGAGGAUUUAUAAAACACAUGUUGAAUCUCUACUGUGACUCUUAUCACCUUCAUAUUCUGAAUGAAUUUGAACCAGUUCUCUCCCUUACCUCAGUACAAAAACUUCUAACUUUAGUCCCAAAAGAUGACGAAAACUAUCAACAACUAGUCAUGUCCCUUAGGAGAAUCUUGCAUAAAAUGCAGACUCUGAAAGUCAUAUGUAGAAAUGCGGUAAGGACAGAGCUGAAAGGGAAGGUGUUGAUCAAGGUGGAUUGUCUGCCCUUGCCCAGGACUUUAAAGCAAUACGUGCUAUUGGAUGAUGAAUGAAAUAGUACAGGAUUGUGGAGUAGUUGUGGUAUUCUGGUUUUAUUUUAUAACGAAAUAAAUUGAUAAAAUUGAU